GCCAUGGCCGACGACUUACCUGCCAUCGAAAUUGUCGGUAACAAGUUCUUCUACUCCAACAACGGAAGUCAAUUUUUGAUGAAGGGUGUUGCCUACCAACAAGACACCUCCAACUCCUCAUCUUCUGACAGCUCCGACUUUGUGGAUCCUUUGGCCGAUGGGUCCAGUUGUAAGAGAGAUAUUCCUUACUUGCAAGAGUUGCAAACAAAUGUCAUUAGAGUUUACGCUUUGGACGUCACUCAGGAUCACUCCGAGUGUAUGGAAUUGUUACAAGAAGCUGGGAUUUAUGUGAUUGCAGACUUGUCGAUACCCGAUGAGUCCAUCAACAGAGCCGAUCCCGAAUGGACCGUCGACUUGUUCAACAGAUAUACCGGGGUGGUGGACUUAUUCCACAACUACACCAACGUAUUGGGAUUCUUUGCUGGUAAUGAGGUCACUAACGAGGUGUCCAACACCGACGCUUCGGCCUUUGUCAAGGCUGCUGUUAGAGACACCAAGGCCUACAUCAAGGCCCAAGGUUACAGACUGAUUCCUGUGGGUUACUCUGCCAAUGAUGAUACUGACAUCAGAAUCGACUUGGCCAAGUACUUUGCUUGUGGUGACGACGACGUAAGAGCAGACUUUUUUGGUAUGAACAUGUACGAAUGGUGUGGUCUGUCGACCUUUGAGGAAUCUGGAUACGAAAAGAUUACCAAGGCUUACAAGAACUUGGGUAUUCCUAUUUUCUUCUCCGAAUAUGGUUGCAACCGGGUGAGUCCUAGAAAGUUCCAGGAAGUUGGUACCAUCUACUCCGACGAAAUGACCGAUGUGUGGUCCGGUGGUAUUGUGUAUAUGUACUUCCAGGAAUCUAAUGACUACGGUUUGGUAUCCAUUGACGGAGAUGAUGUGUCUACCUUGGUUGACUUUAACAACUUGAAGUCGCAAUUGCAAAGCAUUUCUCCAUCUUACGCUCAAUCCUCCGAUGUCUCCAGCACCACCGUCACUUCUUGUCCAACUGAAGGUGACGACUGGGAAGCUGCCACUGUGUUGCCCCCAACUCCAGAUGACCAGAUCUGUAACUGUAUGGCCAAGUCCUUGGAAUGUGUGGUUGACUCAGGUGUCGACUCCGACCACUAUGACGACUUGUUCUCUGAGGUUUGUGGAUACAUUGACUGUUCUGGUAUCAACGCCAAUGGUACUAGCGGAGACUACGGUGCUUACUCAGGAUGUUCCUCCAAGGACAGAUUGAACUUUGUUCUUAACUUGUACUACCAAGACCAAGACAAGUCUUCUGAUGCCUGUGACUUUGAUGGUAAAGCUACCAUCACCAGUUCAAAAGACACUGCUUCCACUUGUUCCGCCAUCUUGAAGUCUGCUGGUUCUUCUGGUUUGGGAACUGUCAGCGGUUCCGUCAGAGCUACCUCUCACAACAUCACCGCUUCUUCCUCCAGCACUUCUGGUGCCUCUGGCUCUGAUGAUGAUGAUGAAAGCGACAGCAGCUCCAGCUCCAGCUCCAGCUCCAGCUCCAGCUCCGGUGCUCCUCAAAUCAACGCCUUCCCAGUCUUGUUGGUUUCUGUGUGCUUGAUGUUCGGUGCUGGUGUUUUAUUGGCUUAGGUUUGUAUAGUGAUUCCUGAUUUGCAAUAAACAAGUCUACUUUUUUUUUGG
Yamadazyma tenuis ATCC 10573 is the source of this 1644-nucleotide messenger RNA. It is a transcript of the gene PHR2, whose product is annotated as 1,3-beta-glucanosyltransferase. Gene Ontology annotation, molecular function: 1,3-beta-glucanosyltransferase activity. The record is from RefSeq and is a predicted model, not a curated record. Gene Ontology annotation, cellular component: plasma membrane. Gene Ontology annotation, biological process: fungal-type cell wall organization; fungal-type cell wall (1->3)-beta-D-glucan biosynthetic process. NCBI's taxonomy places the organism in Eukaryota, Fungi, Ascomycota, Pichiomycetes, Serinales, Debaryomycetaceae.